AUGGAGUUUGAUAAGGUAUCUGGCGAAGAAGAUAAGUUAGUCGAUCUAGAGUAUUUCAGUUUUCAAAGCGAGUUUACCAAUAGUUUCUUUCAGUUCGAAGAUAAAAUUCUUUCCUCUGGCAAGUAUGAUUCUCAUCUUACAUGUGCGGCAAGCUUUCUGGCCUUUCCUGAUCUUGAACCAAUCUCCAUCAACUCUCCUGAAGAUCCACUUGAAGAGUACGGUUCUGUUUCGUGGUCUGCGAAAGAGUCCAUGUCAAAUGAAGAUAACAGAGAAGAUUGUUUGGUGAAAGAAACGGAAACUCAAACUACCGAGAAGAUUAGAGACAGAGAAGACUUUGCUUCUGAUUGCUCUGUUUCAAAGCCAUUGUCAAAGGAAACCAUUUCAUUGUACUAUCACAUGUCGAUAACCCAAGCGGCUAAGGAGCUUAACAUUGGUGUAACUCUUUUGAAAAAGAAAUGUCGCGACUUGGGUAUUCAUCGUUGGCCUUAUCAUAAGUGGAUGAGCCUACAAAAUGUCAUCAAUAAUGUCGAGGAGAAGUUGGAGAAAGGGGAAGGGAACGCAGAUGAGCUAAGAAACGAUUUGGAAAAGCCCAAGAAGGAGCAGAAAAUAAUUGUGGAGUUUCCAGAUUUGGAGAAUAUUAAAGAAUAA
This is a messenger RNA of Eruca vesicaria subsp. sativa (arugula), 648 nucleotides long. NCBI's taxonomy places the organism in Eukaryota, Viridiplantae, Streptophyta, Magnoliopsida, Brassicales, Brassicaceae. The record is from the annotation of a GenBank genome assembly.